Messenger RNA from Hemisphaericaspora subhashii, 789 nucleotides. RefSeq names its product 40S ribosomal protein eS4 (gene RPS4A). Gene Ontology annotation, cellular component: cytosolic small ribosomal subunit; ribosome. The transcript has a single exon. The record is from RefSeq and is a predicted model, not a curated record. Bases 1 to 789 code for a protein of 262 amino acids. Lineage: Eukaryota; Fungi; Ascomycota; Pichiomycetes; Serinales; Debaryomycetaceae. Gene Ontology annotation, biological process: translation. Gene Ontology annotation, molecular function: structural constituent of ribosome; RNA binding.
AUGGCUAGAGGACCAAAGAAGCAUUUGAAGAGAUUAGCAGCCCCAUCCCACUGGAUGUUGGACAAAUUGUCCGGUGCUUAUGCCCCAAGACCAUCCGCUGGUCCACACAAAUUGAGAGAAUCCUUACCAUUGGUUGUUUUCUUAAGAAACAGACUUAAGUAUGCCUUAAACGGUAGAGAAGUCAAGGCUAUCUUGAUGCAACAACACGUUAAGGUUGAUGGUAAGGUCAGAACUGACUCUACCUACCCAGCUGGUUUCAUGGAUGUUAUCACUUUAGAAGCUACCAAUGAACAUUUCAGAUUAAUCUAUGAUGUUAAAGGUAGAUUCGCUGUCCACAGAAUCUCUGCUGAAGAAGCUUCUUACAAAUUAGGUAAAGUUAAGAAGGUUCAAUUAGGUAAGAGAGGUGUUCCAUAUGUUGUUACCCACGAUGGUAGAACCUUGAGAUACCCAGAUCCAUUGAUCAAGACUAACGAUACCGUUAAGAUUGAUUUAGCCACUGGUAAGAUCACCGAUUUCAUCAAAUUCGACACUGGUAGAUUAGUUAUGGUUACUGGUGGUAGAAAUUUGGGUAGAGUUGGUGUUAUUGUCCACAGAGAAAAGCAUGAAGGUGGUUUCGAUUUAGUUCACAUUAAGGAUUCUCUUGAAAACACUUUCGUUACCAGAUUAUCUAACGUUUUCGUUAUUGGUACUGAAGCUGGUAAGCCAUACGUUUCUUUACCAAAGGGUAAGGGUAUUAAGUUAUCUAUCUCUGAAGAAAGAGACAGAAGAAGAGCUCAACAAGGUUUAUAA